This is a messenger RNA of Humulus lupulus (European hop), 2421 nucleotides long. RefSeq lists its product as uncharacterized. NCBI's taxonomy places the organism in Eukaryota, Viridiplantae, Streptophyta, Magnoliopsida, Rosales, Cannabaceae. The record is from RefSeq and is a predicted model, not a curated record. Bases 1 to 2421 code for a protein of 806 amino acids. The transcript is spliced from 12 exons.
AUGGGUCAGUUGGCUAACAUGUUGAAUAAUAGGCCUCAAAGGAUUUUUCCUAGUACCACGGUAGUGAAUCCUAAGGAACAUUGUCAAGCUAUUACUUUAAGGAGUGGGAAGCAAUACGAUGAGCCUACACAAGGACUGAUUUCUGAAGAAAAGGUAGUGGAGGAGCAUAAGAAGGAGAAUGAAUCUAAGGAAGCUUUAGAGCAAAUGCCUAGUUAUGCGAAAUUCAUAAAUGACAUACUUUCUAAGAAAAGGAAGAUGGAAGAAUACAAAACUGUGGCAUUGACGGAGGAGUGUAGUGCUACACUUCAAAGAAAGCUUCCUCCAAAGCUUAGAGAUCUAGGAAGUUUCACCAUAUCGUGCACUGUUGGAGGUGAGGCAAAACCUACCACAGUAACUCUAGAAUUGGCAUAUCAUCAAGUCAAGCAUCCAAAGGAGAUUAUUGAAGAUGUAUUAGUCAAAGUGAACAAGUUUAUCUUCCUAGCUGACUUCAUUGUUCUUAAUAUGGAGGAAAAUGCUAGCGUCCUGAUUAUUCUAGGAAGACAAUUUUUAGCUACAUGGAAAACAUUAAUUGAUAUUCAAAAAGAUAUGCAUUAUUCUAGAGCAAGUGAUAGCAGUUGUACUGUUGAUGUGAUGGAAGGAGCUGUCUCGGUAACAAGUUUAGUUGAUGAUCCUCUUGAACUAAGUCUUACUAUUCCAGUGUUAAAGGAAGCUAGUUAUGAGGCCAUGGACUAUUUAAAUUGGAUUAAUUCUUAUGGGCCUUACUAUAAUAAAAUAUUUGAGGAAUUAGGUGAGAAGGAGACAUUACCUGUUAUAGUGUCUUCAUCUCUUUUUGAUGUAGAAUUGGAGAAAUUGCUAAGAGUGUUGCGAGCUCAUAAGGUGGCAAUUGGGUGGAGGUUGGCAGACAUUAGAGGCAUUAGCCUAUCAACUAUAAUGCACAAAAUUCUAAUGGAUGAUAAUAGCAAGCCUACUAUUGAAGCUCAGAGGAGAUUGAAUCCAUCUAUGAAGGAGGUGUGCUUGGGUGAGUUUGAAGAAGGGAGGCAUGACCGUGUUUAUAAGAAUGAGAAUAAUGAGCUUAUCCCAACUCGUAGAGUGACUAUAUGGAGGAUUUGUAUAUACUAUCAGAAAUUGAAUAAGGCAACUAAGAAAUACUAUUUUCCUUUUCCUUUUGUGGAUCAAAUGUUGUAUAGAUUGGUUGGUUUCAACUAUUAUCGUUUCUUGGAUGGUUACUCUGGAUACCAUCAAAUUUCCAUAGCACCAGAGGAUCAAGAAAAAAAGACAUUUACAUAUUUGUAUGGCACUUUUUCCUUUCAUCGCAUGCCAUUUGGGCUUUGUAAUGCUUCAACGACAUUUCAAAGGUGUAUGGUGGCUAUCUUUUCUGACACGAUGGACGCAAGUAUGGAAAUACUUAUGGAUGAAUUUUUGGUUUUUGGGCUCACUUUUGACGAACGUUUGGAAAACUUAGAGUUGGUUUUGAAGAAGUGUGAAGAGUGUAAUCAGGUGUUAAAUUGGGAAAAGUGUCACUUUAUGGUGAACGAAGGAAUUGUGCUAGGACGCAAAAUCUCAAGUCGUGGCAUUGAGGUGGAUCGGACUAAAAUCUCAACCAUUGAGAAUAUACCACCUCCAGUUCCAGUUAAAGGAGUUAGGAGUUUCCUUGGACAUUGCUUCCAGACAUUCAAAACACUUAAAGAAAAGCUAACUUCAGCACCUAUAGUAGUUGCACCAAAUUGGGAGAAAUCGUUUGAGUUAAUGUGUGAUGCUAGUGAUUAUGCGGUUAGAGCAAUUUUGGGGCAAAGAGUUGACAAGGUAUUUCGCACAAUAUAUUGUGCUAGUAGAACCUUGAAUGAUGCUCAAUUAAAUUAUGCAACUACUGAAAAUGAACUAGUUGCUAUAGUAUUUGCCUUUGACAAAUUCAGACCAUACGUCAUGGGAAAUAAGUUUGACAUGGAGAUUCAUGAUAAGAAGGGAACAAAGAAUCUAGUUGUGGAUCACCUGUCUAGACAAGAGGUGAAAGAAACUGAAGGCACUAAGGAUAUUCAAAUUAAUGAGAGUAUUCUUGAUGAGCAAUAUGCCGAAGGCACGCCGACAGAGCGAUUCGCCGAACCCUUCGUCGUCGGGUUGGAAGCGAAAGACAUGAGACGGUUCCUCACCGCCAACCCUGCCAUGAAAGAGGCGGCGCGCCUUUUCACCGUAAAGAAUCUGAACCGCUACAAGACCUAUACGUUGGCUAUGCGGUUUGUUGACUCAUCUAACAACCUCUCCGUGUCUGCUGCUGAGAGGAACUGCCUUACAGCCCGAGUGCAGGAGCUUGAGGAAGAGCUUAAUGGAACCAAUGCUAAGUUGUCAGAGGUCCAGACCCAAUUUUCCAACUUGUCAUUGAAGAGGAAGGAAAUAAGGGCCAAGACUAAGAGGUUAGAGCAAUAA